UUUUCAUUUCGAUCGUGUACUGGAUGACGUCACAGCCCUCCGACUGUUACCGCUACGUCAUGUUCACCGCCACAUGCGUCCUGGUUUCCUUCGUAGCCCACUCUCUCGGCAUGCUCAUCGGAGCCAUCGCAUGCGUGCAGGUUGCGGUGUUCCUGGCUCCGGCAGUGGCCAUCCCGUUCAUGCUGUUCAGCGGCUUCGUGGUCACGCUCCGAGCCAUCCCCCACUACCUGCGCUGGUUCUCGUACGCGUCCUUCCUGCGCUACGCCUACGAAAGCAGCAUGCAGGCGCUGUACGGCUACGACCGCCCCGAGCUGGAGUGCCUCGAAGACGACGCGUCGUCGCCCUGCCUCUUCGUGGAACCGAACCUCUUCCUGGACUUCAUGGGCCUCCACGAGAUGAGCGUGGAAGUGUGCCUGGCAGCGUUGUUGGGCUUCGUCGUGGUCUUGCAGGGGGCCACGUAUCUCGCCCUGAGGCACAGGGGCAAGCGUGCCCUUUGAGCCGUCGUCGCACUGACAAUACAUCGUACGAAAGACAGUCCACGGACAAUGGCAUGGGCGUGUCCUUUUCUUGUAUGACUGUCAGAUUGGCCGCGCAAACUGUCUGCA
Messenger RNA from Ixodes scapularis (black-legged tick), 605 nucleotides. Its product is annotated as ATP-binding cassette sub-family G member 4. Lineage: Eukaryota; Metazoa; Arthropoda; Arachnida; Ixodida; Ixodidae. The coding region runs from base 24 to 497 and encodes 157 amino acids. The record is from RefSeq and is a predicted model, not a curated record. The transcript has 2 exons. Gene Ontology annotation, cellular component: plasma membrane. Gene Ontology annotation, molecular function: ABC-type transporter activity.